Messenger RNA from Symphalangus syndactylus (siamang), 3987 nucleotides. It is a transcript of the gene SUB1, whose product is annotated as SUB1 regulator of transcription. The record is from RefSeq and is a predicted model, not a curated record. Lineage: Eukaryota; Metazoa; Chordata; Mammalia; Primates; Hylobatidae. Gene Ontology annotation, molecular function: transcription coactivator activity; DNA binding. Gene Ontology annotation, biological process: positive regulation of transcription initiation by RNA polymerase II.
UCUUGCCUUCUGUGAACUCCCUUACAUCUCCAGGACUUCAAUACAGGAAUAAGGAGUACUCCAAAGAUUUCUUGCACUUUCUGGAAUUAAACGCUUGACUUUAGCUUCCUUGCUUUGGAUUUGAGGAGGCAGAGGCAUGUAUUGAGAUGUAUGAAGUGGGGUAGGAAGACCAUUUCUGGGAAAAUGGGCCAGAGUAUUGAUCUUUUUCAUUUUGACCCCUUCGCUUCAUUAGAACAAACAUUUAUUGAACAAGCGCAAAGCUUGGCGCUUGUCACUCAUGUUUUAUUAGCGUUUUCCUUUUUUUUUUUUUAAGCUAUCUCCUACAGGAAGGCUAUUAGCUCUUUCAUUCUCUCAAGGGUCAGAUGUAAUCUUCUAACAUCUGACUUUGGCGUCACCCAUUUGGGAAGAGACGCGGUCCCUUUAAGGCCCUGGAAAGGGUCUAAGUGUUGGUUUCGGUGGGGGAGGCCACGCCCCAUCACGUGACCGCAGCCCCCAGCAGGGCGGGGCCGGCGUCUCCUGGCUGCCGUCACUUCCGGUUCUCUGUCAGUCGCGAGCGAACGCGCAAGAGGGUGUUCGACUGCUAGAGCUGAGCGAAGCGAUGCCUAAAUCAAAGGAACUUGUUUCUUCAAGCUCUUCUGGCAGUGAUUCUGACAGUGAGGUUGACAAAAAGUUAAAGAGGAAAAAGCAAGUUGCUCCAGAAAAAUCUGUAAAGAAGCAAAAGACAGGUGAAACUUCGAGAGCUCUGUCAUCUUCUAAACAGAGCAGCAGCAGCAGAGAUGAUAACAUGUUUCAGAUUGGGAAAAUGAGGUACGUUAGUGUUCGAGAUUUUAAAGGCAAAGUGCUAAUUGAUAUUAGAGAAUAUUGGAUGGAUCCUGAAGGUGAAAUGAAACCAGGAAGAAAAGGUAUUUCUUUAAAUCCAGAACAAUGGAGCCAGCUGAAGGAACAGAUUUCUGACAUUGAUGAUGCAGUAAGAAAACUGUAAAAUUCGAGCCAUAUAAAUAAAACCUGUACUGUUCUAGUUGUUUUAAUCUGUCUUUUUACAUUGGCUUUUGUUUUCUAAAUGUUCUCCAAGCUAUUGUAUGUUUGGAUUGCAGAAGAAUUUGUAAGAUGAAUACUUUUUUUUAAUGUGCAUUAUUAAAAAUAUUGAGUGAAGCUAAUUGUCAACUUUAUUAAGGAUUGCCUUGUGUACCCGCCACCCUAGUGUAAAAUAAAAUCAAGUAAUACAAUCUUAACUGUUGUGGCCUUUUUUGAUCAUAAGAGUUGGUACUGUUUAAGGCCAAAAGUAACAGUUUUUAUAGAUCUUUUAGUUUCAACUCAGCUUUUACAAUAAAAAGGAUUUGUAUUGCAUUGAGUUUAUAAACUUUUGGUUUGUGAACUUCAUAUUUGAUCUUUUCUCUUCCAAUCAAAUGUCUAGGCUUGUUUGACUUCCACCCCAAUGAUUUUUCACUCUUUUUAUUUUGUUUACUUCAUUUUCCUUUAAUAACUUAAUCUCUUCAUGUUCAGUUUUUACUUCACUCUUUAUUCUUUUCUUUGGUUAUGGUAUGCUUAUUUGGAAAGUCAGUGAAACUGUCAAAAUGUUAUCUCAAUAAGAUACUUACAUGAGAACUACAAUCACCGAAUCUACUGUAUUCAGUAUUAGCAGAUCUAAUUUGAUAAACAACAUGGCUUGUGUGAAAAUUGAGCAGGUGUUUGUUUACCCAUAGUGUUCUAUGUAGUUAUUGCUUAGUCUGCAGAAAAUAAUGACUUAGAUGAGAUGUCUGACUUGCUUUCACUUAUUAAACAUGUUCACCAUGGGAUAAUGUCUGUAACAUCAGAUAUUGUUAAACUAGACUAGGAUUUAAUAAAAAUUGUGAAAGCUUACUGGCCUAACAUUUUAUUUUAUAAUAUUGAAUAUGAAUUAUAUGUAGCCAGAGAUGUUAUUAAGCUUUACUGUUAUAGUAGGUAAUAUGGUUAGUUUGUAGGGAAAAGAGCAUAUGAGCACAUGCUUGUGUAUUUUGGCCUUUGCCCCAAUAGAACAGACCAAUGGCAUUCUAGACUUGAUGAUACAAAGUUUUAGCAGACACUAGUAAGUGGUUUGUAUUUAACCAUAUUGAUGAAGCAGACAGAUUGAGGCACAGAUUUUAGUGGCUUUGUGGCAAUAAAUAGGGCAUGGUGUGCCUUAGGAAAAUAAUGUUUAUAAAGGGAAUUAUAACUGAAAUUAAAGGAGGCGGCAGUGAAGAGGAAAUAAUUCUCUUCUAUCUAAAUGAUAUACACAUGAUAUUUUGAGAUUUUUAUAACAGCAGCAGAACACAAUUCUAGGUAGAGUAGAAAAAGGAAAGGUUUAAAGACAUAUUAAAGAUUCUUGUUGACAAAUUAUUUUUGGUAGCAAAUCUCAAAUGGUUGCCUGCUAUUAAGGGCUGCCAUAUUAGAGUUUUGCACUAUUUUGCUACCAAGUUUGAUUGGUACAUCUAAAACAUUUUGUAGUUGCUUGUCAAGGACUUAAUUUGAAAAUCAUUUGCCAGGCCACAUAGUUAUCAAUUUUUUUGUCUAGCAGCUAUUCUGCUGUAUUUCUAAAACAUUUUUUAGAUGACUUUUUAAAGUAUAUUUAGCAGUAACCUUAAGAGGUUCAAAUUGGUAAAUCUCUUGUAAUUUAGCCUUCAUCAAGUAAUAGGUACCAGUGUAUUAAAAAUACGUAUUUUUUUUUGCAGCCCCUUGAACCAGAGUAGGUUCGGAGAAACUCCCAAAAUUUGUACUUUAGACACAUCAUGCUUGAUUGGUAACUUCCCUCCUUUUUUGGGGAACAUGCUUGUGUCCUAUUAAUUGGAUAGAUUUUUAAAUAUUUCUUAUUUUUGGCACACAGAAAGGGUAGUUGGAGUACAGAACUUUGAUUUUUGGUGUAGAUGCAGAGGGAAUGAUGGGUAAAUUACCUAGGUUUAUAUGAAUUUAGGGGGUGUAUGCAUUUUGAAACAAUCUACUAACAGAUGGUGCUGAAAUCUAUUACCUACAUGUUUUCUAGUUGUUUAGCAUUAUGUUAAUGAAGCCUCCACAUAAGGAGUGUUUCUCUGGCACAGUUGGUAAGUUGACUGCUAACUUCAUUUAAAUGUGUUACUGGAUAUGCAGUAUACUGAAGUUAUUAAUCAGUUUGUGUAUAGGAAAAGAGAACUGGGUUAAAAGAAGCAAAAUUAACUUGUUCUGAAAAGAAAGUAUAGAUUAAUUUUGUUUUCUGUUUAAGUUUUAUCUUGUUGGUAAAGAUUUUUUUUCCUAGGCAGAAACCUUGGCAUUUUUAGGCAUAGAUACCUUACCUUACAAUGCCAAAAUGAAUUUAAUUCCAGUACUCAGGUUUUUCCCUUUAACAGACUUUAUGGGUAUCAGGGCUUUCUAAUGGGGUUUUCCUCUUCGUUUUUAAAAUGUGAGCAGCAUUUGACCAAUUUCCAGUGCUCUUAGCAUUUUACUUAAAGAACGACCACUACAAAAGAAAAUCUUUGUAAUUUGAUUGUCUUUUGCUUUGCUUCAUUAAUGCCUAAGAACUUAAGAAUACUCCUACCUCAUUAGCUACUCAAGAUGCUGUGACGAUCAAAUCUAUUCUACAUAAUGUGUUUAGAAACAAAGACUUGGGUGAAAAAUGUAAUAAGUAUAUUCUGACUUGGCUAUUGAGGGGAAAAUUCAGUAUUAAGUGUUCCUCACAGGAGAUAUGUUAGCAGAAUACUAUAAAAGUUUGAAAUUUUUAAAAAGUACUUAAAUUUAGGUAUCUCUCCGGAAAUUCUUUGCAGUUCAUUUUUUAUGGCAGUUAAUCCAGUGAAACACUCAAAAGUUUUUUUUUGUUUUUUUUUUUAAAGUGGUGUUUUUCCAGAUAAACUCUAGGGUGAAUAUUCACAUAAUCACAAAUAUGUAAUUCUGUAAUUGUGGAAUGCCUGUAUGCUUUGUUUUCGUACAUCUUCCAUGGAGAUGUCUGAAUAUAAUACUCUAUCUGUGAAUAUUUUAAAUGUUGAAAUAAAAGUAAGAAAUGUG